CAGUUUAAUUUUUUCGUGACAAUCAGUACAAUGAGGUGGAAACAAAUUGGAUUAAUUUUUGUGCUAAUCUUAUCAGUGGUCAGGACAGCACCUGUUCCAUUAGCUGAUGAAGAAGACGAUCCAUUAAGACUGCCAAAGACCUCAAUUCCUUUGUAUUAUGAUAUAACACUUAUAACAAAUGUGGAUACGGGUGCUCGUGCCUUUACUGGAUUCGUGAAAAUCGAUAUAGAAAUUAAAGAAAACACUAAUUCAAUUACAUUACAUAACAAUCAACUUACAAUUGAUAGCCUUAAAUUGAGUAACACUAAUGAUAAAAGGGAAAUCGCAACCACGCAUUCAUUAGAAGCUUCAAAAAGUUUUCUUCACAUUCAAUCAACUGACAGAAUUCUGAUGGCUGGUGAAUUGCUUACCAUUGAGAUCUUGUUCAAAGGAAAUUUACAGUUGAGCAUGAAUGGUUUUUAUAGAUCGUCGUACAGAGUAGGAAGUGAGACAAGGUAUUUGGCAACAACACAAUUUCAAAGAACAGGAGCACGCUUAGCUUUUGUAUGUUAUGAUGAACCUGAAUUCAAAGCUUAUUUCAAGUUAACGAUAGUGCAUUCGGCAUCAUAUUCGGCCAUAUCAAACAUGGAAGGCACCACAAGUGGAGGAUCAACUUCAUUCAAUGUAACCCCGAAGAUGUCUUCAUACCUUUUGGCUUUUAUCAUCUCUGAUUUUGAUUACUCAAGCACACCAAUUGUGAAUGGUGAAACGUUCCACAGAAUUUAUGCAAGAAAGGAAGAGAUUGAAAGAACAAAAUUCGCCUUGGAUAGUUCUGUGAAAUUUUUGAAACAAUUGGAAAACUUUGUUAAUUAUGAAUAUGAACUUCCCAAGAUGUGGUCGGCUGCUGUUCCAGAUUUUGCAGCAGGUGCAAUGGAGAAUUGGGGUUUGAUAACAUACAAGGAACAAUAUUUAAUUGUUGAAGAAGAUUCACAUCCGAGAGAAUAUUUCGAUAGCUUGCGAGUGAUUGCUCAUGAACUUGGCCAUCAGUUCUUUGGCAACUUAGUAACAUGUAAAUAUUGGGACACCAUUUGGUUAAACGAAGGUUUUGCAACAGUUUAUGAGUAUCUGUUAGUUGAGAAGGAAUAUCCUGAAUUAAGAAUGCGUGACAUGUUUGGAGUUUAUAAAGUUCAAAGUGCUUUCCGUACUGAUGCAUUGCAAGCCACACAUCCUAUGACAUUUUAUGGAAGCUCACAAACUUUAAUUAUUUACGACAAAGCUGGAAGUGUCAUUCGAAUGUUCCAAUACGCUGUCGGUGAAGAAAUUUUCAGAGACGCGUUAAAUGUGUACUUGACUGAUAAUAAUCAUGAACCUGUAACAUCAGACGAAUUUUACGCAGCUUUUGACAAACAUUCAGAUGACAUUGACUUUCCAUUCACCGAAGCUUUUAAGAGUUGGGAAAAUCAGAAAGGUUUUCCAUUGGUUCAUGUCACAACAGAUGACUCCACUGAAUCAUUUACUAUCACGCAAAAGAAAUAUUUGGCAGUGACAGAAGUUGAAGAUGAAACGGAUGAAAGCAAUUGGUACAUUCCGUUAAACUUUGCAACCGAAUCAAAUCCAAACUUUGAUGACACAACAAUCUCAGAUGUCUUUAUGAUUAAUCAACCAUCUUUGUCGAUUUCAUAUCCAACUCUCUUUAAUGGCAAUCAAUGGUACGUCUUCAAUAAACAACAACUUGGUUAUUAUCGUGUAAAUUACGAUGAGAAAAAUUGGAGAGCACUCAUCAAUGUCUUGCACAGCGACAAUUUUGAGAAAAUUCAUGUUUCAAAUCGAGCACAACUUGUUGACGACUCUCUAAGUCUUGCCUUCGAUGGUUACCUCGAUUAUAAAAUUGCCUUAGACGUUUUAUCGUACCUGAGUCGAGAAACUGAUUACAUCCCAUGGCGUGCGGCUAUUAUAAACUUAGAUAAACUUGAUUACAUUUUGUUUGAACAACAAGCUUAUCCGCAAUACAAAUCUUUCGUCACUAAAUUAGCCAGACAAAUGUAUAUGACUCUUGGAUUAGAGGAACGUGCUGGUGAUAACAUGAUUGAUAAAUUUGGCCGAGAACUGGCGAUUGAUUGGACUUGUCGAAUGGGCGAUGAAGCAUGUUUAGCUGACACGUGGAUGCAUCUUAAACGAUCUUUAACUGAAGAUUAUGUGAUUCCAGAUUCCCUCGAGAUUUCCUUCAUUUGUCAUGGGUUGAAAGGAAUGAACAAACAAGAAGAAUACAUUCAACUAUGGACGAGAAUGCAAAACUCAAACGAUCAAGCAGAAAGAAUUCGAAUUAUUGAUGGUUUGUUAUGUGCAACUGAUCCAAUAUCUCUCAGGAGUUUGCUUGAAACAACACUUAUUAAUAGUGCUGAGACAAAUUACCGAGAUCAUGAAAGAACGAGAAUUGUCAACAACGCCAUCACAAGAAGUUCCAUUGGGUUGUCUGUAAUGAUUGACUUUAUGGGAGAAUUUUACGAUGAAUACACAGCGAUGUUUGGAAGUGCAAAUUCGAUCCUUCUUUCAAUCUCUCAACGUGUCUUCCAUCCAGACCAUCAAACAAGCUUCAACCAGCUUUUGACUUCUCUUAAUGGUAAAUUAAGCGAAUCAACAAUUGAGUCUGCUUUGAAAAACUUGGAAAACAAUAACAUUUGGAUGGAAUCAAAUAAGUUUCAAGAAAUUGUUAAUUUUGUUGUGGCAGUUGCUAAUGAAGAGAAUCCUCUUAUAUUACCAACAACUUCUGAGCCCAGUCAUUACAAAAUUCAUCUUGAUGUGAGAAAUAUUCCACUUGGAAGUCGAGCAUAUUCAGGAGAAGUUGAAAUUGAUACUGAAGUGAAAGAACCAACUGACAAAAUUACGAUUCACUCAACGAACCAAGUCAUUACUGAACUCAAAGCAUUUACCAAAAGUGAUAUGGUGGAGAUUCCAAUUCUCGAUCAUAGUUUAAAUCCAGAAGCUGAAACACUCACGAUUUCCUUCGCAGAUCAAUUUGAAGUUGGUUCAAAUAUUCUUAUUCACAUUAAAUACGAGACUGAACUUUUGACAAAUGGCAAUGGUUUCUAUCAAACAUCAUACCAAGCUGAUGGUGUCACUAAAUGGGUUGGGUCGACACAAUUUGAAUCGGUCGAAGCUCGCUUUGCUUUCCCGCAUUACGAUGAACCAAAGUACAAGGCAGUAUUUGAUUUGUCGAUAACUCAUGACGCUAGCCAGAAUGCCAUCGCAAAUACAUUCGGAACUCCAGUUAAUAAUGCCGAUGGAACCAUCACAACAACUUUCGAACCAUCACCAAUCAUGUCUUCAUAUCUUCUCGCAUUUGUUAUCUCUGAUCUCGAACACAUUUCGAACGAAGAAACGAAAUUACCUGAUGAGACGUUGCAUCGAAUUUGGGUUCGUCCUGGAGAAACAUCAAAAGCUAAUUUAGCGUUAGAAGCUUCAAUUACUGCUUUGAAAGCUUUGGAAGAAUAUGUUGGAUUUAAAUAUGAAUUACCGAAGGUUGACUCUGCUGGUGUGCCCAACAAAGGUGGUGCAAUGGAGAACUGGGGAAUGGUCAUUUAUAGAGAAAACGCAAUGAUUUAUGAAGAGAACUACAAAGACAUUUCACAUACUCAAAAGCUUUCAGGAGUUAACGUGAUUUCCCAUGAACUUGCACAUCAAUUCUUUGGUAAUGCAGUAACAUGCGAAUGGUGGGACUACAUUUGGUUGAAUGAAGGCUUCGCUACACUUUUCCAAUACCACUUAACUGGAAUGGUUCAUCCUGAUUGGAACAUGAAAGAACUUUACAAUAUUUUAUCACUUCAAAGUGCUUUCAGAAGCGAUGCAAACGUGAACACUCGUGCGAUGACGCCAGUGCCGUCUCUUCUAACUCGCAAUGAAAUUGAUUCUGCUUUCAGUUAUGUAGCUUAUGCUAAAGCUGGCACUGUGCUUCGAAUGUUCCAAUAUGCAGUCGGUGAAGAAAUCUUCAGAGAAGCUUUGAAAGUUUACCUUGAAACGAAUGAUCACAAACCAGUCAAGCCACAAGAUUUAUACGAUGCAUUCGAGACUGUAAUGAAUGAUAAAUCAUUCAAUGAUUUCAAUUUUGGAGAAGCUUUCAGCACUUGGGAAUUAAACAGAGGAUAUCCGAUCAUUCACGUUAGUCACACAGAAGGUGGACAAUUUGAAAUUACGCAACAUCGUUAUGUGACUAACAAGGCAGAUGUUGGAAGUGACACAAGCAGCUGGUAUAUCCCAUUGAACUUUGCCACAGCUUCUAAUCCCAACUUCGAAGACACAAGCAUCACAAAUUAUUUCCUGAACAAUCAAGAUCUACUGUCGAUUGAUGUUCCAACACCUUUCGCUGAAAAUGAUUGGUUCGUUUUUAAUAAACAACAAUUGGGUUACUAUCGAGUGAAUUAUGAUGAAGAAAAUUGGCAUUCAUUGAUUCAUGCCUUAAACAGCAAAAACUUUGAGAAUAUUCACGUUUUGAAUCGUGCACAAAUUCUUGAUGAUGCCAUUAAUUUAGCUGCUGGCGAUUAUCUCAGCUACAAUACUGCUUUCUAUCUCAUGCAAUAUUUGAGUCGUGAGACGAUGUAUGCACCUUGGUACGAUGCAGACCGAUUCAUAACUCAACUUUAUUCAGCCUUUGGUCCAUUCAAUGAUGAAUUAAAUCUUUUUGUUCGUCAACUUUCUGAUAAAUUUUACAAUCACUUCAAACUUCCUGAAGGUGAAAAUAUUCAAUUUGAAGAGCUUUACGAACGUUAUAGUCAUGCACUUGCUUUUAAACUUGCAUGCAAUGCCGGAAAUGAAGAUUGUCUCAAAGACACAUUCUUUGUUGUUAAAGAAUUUGUAACUAAUGAAGUGCCGGUCCCAAAAGGAUUAGAAAGCGUCAUUUAUUGCAAUGGUUUACGUGGAGUUGAUAAAAAAGAUGAAUGGGUUGGCAUGUGGAAUAAGUUACUCGAAUCAUCAGAUUCAACAUUCAGAUCGCAAGCAAUCAGUGCUUUGGGUUGCAGUGAUGAUUCAGCUCUUCUUAAAGAUUAUUUGGAUUCAUCGCUUGGAGAUGGCAACAAUGUCAAUUACAGUACAAGUGAACGUAGAAAUGUUAUCACUGGCGUGCUUAACAGCAAAGUUGGACUUCAGGCUGUUAUUAACUUCUUUAAGGAUAAUGAAAAUCAGAUUGUGCUUAGUCUUGGAUAUGGAUCACUUGAAACAUUAGUCACUGUGGUCGCACAAACUCUCAGAACACCAACUCAACAAACACUUUUCAAUAAUUAUCUUGAUACUUUGACAAAUCUCGACACUGAAGCAUUAAAUCGUGUCAAAAGUAUUAUUGAAAGAAACUUGUCAAAUCAGCAACAAAAACCAUACGCUUCAUUCACAAGCUUCCUUUCGGAAAUAACAGAGAAUCGAUGGAUCCUUCCAAAGUUCGCCGUUCCAAAUAGAUAUAAACUUCAUAUUGAUGCCAGAAGUAUUCCAACUGGCUCGAGAGAUUUCUCUGGUGAAAUUGAAAUCGAUGCUACAAUCAAAGAAGAAACUGAUCGUCUUAUCAUUCAUUCGAGAGAGCAAAUGAUUGAAGAAAUAAAAGUUACACACAAAAAUGAUUUGACUGACAUUGAAGUUCUUGGACAUCAAUUGAAUGCACCAACAUACACUCUCGGAAUUUAUUUCAUGGACUUUUUGGAGCCUGAAACUGAAAUUUUAAUCAAUAUCAAAUAUUCUGCUGUCAUGCAAACAUCUCAAACAAGUUAUGGCUUCCAUCAAGGUUUCUACACAUUCAAUGGUGAGACGAGAUAUUUGGGAGUGACUCAAUUUGAAUCUUCGUUGGGUAGUCGCUUUGCUUUCCCUCACUUUGACGAGCCAAGAUAUAAAGCUGUGUUUGAACUCACUUUGACUCAUGAUUCUUCGCAAAAGGCAAUUUCAAAUACUUUCGGAGCUCAAAGGGAGAAUGCCGAUGGAACCAGCACAACAACUUUCGAUGAAACUCCAAUCAUGUCUUCAUAUCUUCUCGCAUUUGUCAUAUCUGACUUCGAAUACAUUUCAAAUGAAGCAACAAAAUUGCCAGACGAAACUUUGCAUCGAAUUUGGGUUCGUCCAGGACAAACAUCGAAAGCUUGGUUUGCAUUAGAAAGCUCAGCAGCUUCAUUAAAAGCUUUGGAAGAUUACUGCGAUUUCAAAUUCGAGCUUCCAAAAGUUGAUUCAGCUGCAAUUCCUAACAAAGGCAGUGCAAUGGAAAAUUGGGGAAUGAUCACAUAUUGGGAAACUGCAAUGAUCUAUCAAGAAGAGUAUGAAGACAUCGCUCACAACUACAGACUUAGUGGUGUCAACGUAAUUUCUCAUGAACUUGGACAUCAAUUCUUUGGUGACGUUGCAACAUUUGAAUGGUGGGAUUAUCUUUGGAUGAGUGAAGGGUUCGCUACAUUCUUUGAAUAUCAAGUCACUGGCAUUUUGCAUCCUGAAUGGCGCAUGAGAGACUUCUUCAAUAUAAGAGAAUUGCAAAACGCUCUUCGUGUUGAUGCCAGAACCACAACAAGAUCUAUGACAACAUCAUUAGAAACUCCAACUGAAAUUCGAGCAUCUUUUGACAGCAUUGCUUAUGAUAAAUCUGGAACCGUCAUUAGAAUGUUUGAGAAUGCAGUUGGUGAAGAUAUCUUCAAAGCAACAAUGAAACUUUAUCUCGAAACAAACAAUCGCAAGUCAGUUGUAUCGCAAAACUUGGUUGACGCAUUUGAAACAGUGAUGGAAGAACAAGGAUUCAAUGACUUCGAAUUUGACCCAGCUUUUAGAUCAUGGGAGACUCAAAAGGGUUAUCCAAUGAUUUCCGUCUCUCUCUCAUCUUCGAGACAGUUUGAAAUCACUCAGAAAAGAUUCUUCACUAAUAUCAAUGAUGUUGUAUCAGACACCAGCAGUUGGUACAUUCCAUUGAACUUCGCCACAGCUUCCGACCCAAACUUUGAUGACACAAAAUUCACAAGUUAUUCACCUGCUUCUCAAGAUGUCUUCAUGAUUGACGCCCCCGCACAAUUUGACGGUAGUCAGUGGUACGUGUUCAACAAACAACAACUUGGAUAUUAUCGUGUCAUGUAUGACUUCAACAAUUAUCACGCGUUAAUCGCAGCUUUGAAUAGCGCCGAUUUUGAUAAAAUUCAUCGACUUAAUCGCGCUCAGAUUCUCGACGAUGCCAUCAACUUUGCUCAAGGUGGUUAUUUGGACUACAGCGUUGUGUUUGGAAUUAUGGAAUAUUUGAGUCGUGAGACUGAAUACGCUCCAUGGUUUGAUGCUGAUCGAUUCAUCACAACACUCUACACAGUUUUUGGACCAUUCAACGCUGAUCUGAACGUUUUCAUGAGACAUUUGUCGAGUCAAUUUUAUGAUGAGUUUAAAUUAACAGAUGAUUCAGUGAUACCUGAAGAAGAAGUUUAUGAACGUUACAGUCGAGAAUUAGCAACAAAACUUGCAUGCAAUGCUAGAAACGAACUUUGUUUGAGAGNGAUAGUCGGAAGGUCCAUGGAUAGUCGGAAGGUUUUCAUGAGACAUUUGUCGAGUCAAUUUUAUGAUGGGUUUAAAUUACCAGAUGAUUCAGUGAUACCAGAAGAAGAAGUUUAUGAACGUUACAGUCGAGAAUUAGCAACAAAACUUGCAUGCAAUGCUAGAAACGAACUUUGUUUGAGAGACACUUUUGUAUUGAAUCAUGAUUAUGCUGAGCAAGAUCGUCCGAUCCCUAAGGGACUUGAGAAUGUCAUCUUCUGUAAUGGCCUUAGGGGAACAGGAAAACAAGGAGAGUGGACUGGAAUGUGGAACAUCAUGCAGAGCACUUCAGACACAACAUUGAAGGCUCAACUUCUCUCUGCUUUAGGUUGCAGUGACGAUCCGAUCGUUCUUAAAGAUUACUUGGAGUCAACUUUGGGAGCAGCAAACAGCGUCAAUUACACUGCAGCUGAGAGAAGAAAUGUCUUGAGUGCCGUUCUCAACAGCGACUCGGGUCUUCAAGCUGUCAUUGAUUUCUUGACAGAAUUUGGAAGUAGCGUUGUUGGUAACUUCGGUUAUGGCACAUGGGAAGCAAUGAUUACCGUUCUAGCAAGAACAAUAAAGGUGCAAAAUCAUCAAACAAUUUUCAAUAACUACUUGCAAACAGUCACACAACUUGACGAUGCAGCCAGAGGUCGAAUCAACACAAUUGUUGCAACAAACUUUGAACUUCAACAGCAAUCACCAUACGCAGAGUUUGCAGCUCUUCUUUCCAAGAGAAGCGAGAAUCAAUUGAGAUUACCAGAGACAUCGGAACCAACUUACUAUAAAAUUCAUCUUGACGCCAGACGAAUCCCAAGUGGUGAAAGAUUAUUUGAAGGCGAAGUUACAAUUGAUGUUCAUGUUAAACAAAUAACUGACAAUAUCAUGAUUCAUUCGAGAGAACAAACUAUUGAAGAAAUUAAAGUUCAUAACAAAAAUGACAUGACUGAAAUUCAAGUUCUGGACUUCCAACUUUACCCAGCAACUGAUACAUUAACGAUUUACUUCAUGAAUGUUUUAUUACCGAACACUGAAAUUGUCAUCGACAUCAAGUACACAACGAUGCUUCAAUUAACUGGAAUAGGUUUCUAUCAAACAUCAUACCAAGCUGAUGGUGUCACUAAAUGGUUAGGAGCGACACAAUUCGAACCAGCAAGAGCUCGCUACGCUUUUCCCAAUUAUGAUGAGCCAGGAUAUAAAACACAAUUUGAGUUGUCGAUCACUCACGACGCUGGUCAACAAGCAAUCGCAAAUACAUUCGGAACUUCAGUUAAUAAUGUCGAUGGAACCAUCACAACAACUUUCGAACCAUCACCAAUCAUGUCUUCAUAUCUUCUCGCAUUUGUUGUCUCUGAUCUCGAACAGAUUUCGAAUGAAGAUACAAAAAUGCCUGAUGAGACAUUGCAUCGAAUUUGGGUUCGUCCUGGAGAAACAUUAAAAGCCUGGUAUGCUUUAGAAGCUUCAAUUGAUUCAUUGAAAGCUUUGGAAGAAUAUGUUGGAUUUAAGUAUGAAUUACCGAAGGUUGAUUCAGCUGGAAUUCCUAACAAAGGUGGUGCAAUGGAGAACUGGGGCAUGAUUACUUAUAGAGAGAACGCAAUGAUUUAUGAAGAGAAACUGGAAGACAUUCCACACGCUCAGAAAUAUAGCGGAGUUAAUGUUAUUGGUCAUGAACUUGCACAUCAAUUCUUUGGUAAUCUGGUGACAUGCGAAUGGUGGGACUACAUUUGGUUGAAUGAAGGUUUUGCUACGCUUUUUGAAUUUACAUUGAUGGAGAUGACACAACCUGAUUGGCGUGUUAGAGAAUUAUUCAAUACGAGAAAUCUUCAAUUCUCUAUGCGAGCUGAUGAUAAGAUAAAUACACGAGCGAUGACACCAACGCCUUCAGUGAUGACACCAGCACAAAUUUCAUCAGUUUUCGAUGAUAUUGCAUAUUAUAAAUCUGGCACUGUGCUUCGAAUGUUCCAAAAUGCUGUUGGCGAAGAAAUCUUCAAAGCGGCUUUGAAACUUUAUCUUGAAGCGAAUGACCACAAGCCAGUGACGUCUCAACAUUUGGUCGACGCAUUUGCAACAAUUAUGAGUCAACGCGCAUUCACCGAUUUCGAUUUCGAUAGUGUUAUGAGAUCAUGGGAACUUCAAGCUGGUUAUCCGAUGAUUUCCGUCUCUUUCUCAUCUUCGGGACAAUUUGAAAUCACUCAGAAGAGAUUCUUCACUAACAUCAAUGAUGCUGUAUCAGACACCAGUAGUUGGCACAUUCCAUUGAACUUCGCCACAGCUUCCGACCCCAACUUUGAUGACACAAAGUUCACAAGUUAUUCCCCAGCUUCUCAAGAUGUCUUCAUGAUUGACGCCCCCACACAAUUCGACGGUAGUCAGUGGUACGUGUUCAACAAACAACAACUUGGAUAUUAUCGUGUCAUGUACGACUUCAACAACUGGCACAAUCUCAUUGUCGCUUUAAAUACCGACGAAUUUGAGAAGAUUCACGUUCUCAAUCGAGUGCAGUUAAUUGACGAUGCCGUGAACUUUGCGCAAGGCGGUUAUUUGGACUACAGCGUCUUGUAUGGCUUAUUGGGUUACUUGGAACGCGAGACUGAAUACACUCCGUGGUAUGCUGCAGAAAGAUUCAUCAACACACUUUACACAACUUUUGGUCCAUUGAACGAUGACUUAAAUAUGUUUGUUCGAUAUCUCUCAGAGACACUUUACGAGAAGUUCAAACUUCCAGAAGACAGUCAAAUACCGCAAGAAGAAGUUUAUGAACGCUACAAUCGCGAGAUUGCUUUGAGAAUCGCUUGUAAUGCUGGAAAUGAACUUUGUUUGAGAGACACAUUUGUGUUGAAUCAAGCUUAUGCUGAGCAAGAUCGUCCGAUCCCUAAGGGACUUGAGAAUGUCAUUUUCUGCAGUGGAUUGCGUGGAACAGGAAAACAAGGAGAGUGGACUGGAAUGUGGAACAUCAUGCAAAGCACUUCAGACACAACAUUGAAGGCUCAACUUCUCUCUGCUUUAGGUUGCAGUGACGAUCCGAUCGUUCUUAAAGAUUACUUGGAGUCAACUUUGGGAUCUGGAAACAGCGUCAAUUAUACGUUGACGGAGAGAAGAAAUGUCUUGAGUGCUGUUCUCAAUAGUCAUUCGGGUCUUGAAGCUGUCAUCAACUUUAUGGUCGACUUUGAACUUGAAAUUAUCAGAAACUUUGCUUAUGGCACUUUAGAAACCAUGAUCAGUGUUCCAGCAAGAACAGUCAAAACACAAGAACAGAGAACAAUGUUCAACAGCUUCCUUGCCACUUUAACUCAUCUUGAGGGUGCUGCUUUAGAUCGCGUUAAUGCAAUUAUCACUAACAAUUUCGAUGCACAACAACAGCCUCAAAAUGUUGCAAACAUGGAAACAAUUCGUAAAAUUGUUGUAGCUAAUCAAGAGACAACAACUCCUAUCACAGCAUCGCCAACUUCCACUACUACAUCUGCACCAGUUACUGAUCCAGCAAGUACAGAAACUACACCAUCAGGUACUUCACCAGCACCAGCAGAAACAACCACAGAAAGUUUAGUCUUAAACGUUCGGGUUAAAAUAAUGUGGAAAAGACGUGCAGUGGUUUUAUUGCUUUUCUUAUCAGCUGCCACGGCGGCACCAGCUCCUUUUGCUGAUGAAGACUCUUGGAGACUUCCUGGAACGUCAAAACCUUUAACUUAUGAAUUAGAACUAACAACAAAUGUUCACACUGGAACUCGAUAUUUUGAAGGAUUUGUUAGAAUAGAAAUAGAAAUUAUUGAAGAAACUAACGUCAUCACGUUACAUAAUCACCAAUUGAGAAUUGAAAACCUUGAAUUGUUAAGAAAUAAUGGUGCGGUUGUAAGCGUUGUAUAUUCUCAAGAAACCGAGAAAGACUUUCUACAUAUUGAGAGUUCAGAAGUUCUUGAAAAUGGUGCAAAACUAUAUUUGGAAAUAAAUUUCAAUGGCAAUUUACAGCUUGGAACAGUUGGAUUUUAUAGAUCAUCUUAUGUUGUUGAAGGACAAACAAGGUAUUUAGCUACAACUCAAUUUGAAGCAACAGAAGCACGUUCCGCAUUCAUUUGUUAUGAUGAACCUGAAUAUAAAGCAGAAUUCACAUUGACCAUCAAUCAUGGAAGUGUUUAUCAUGCAAUAUCAAACAUGAAAGGGGUUGAAGUGGAUAAUGGAGAUGGAACGAAGACAACCACAUUUGAGAAAACACCACGAAUGCCGUCGUAUCUUUUAGCAUUUGUCAUCUCAGAUCUUGAUUAUAUCACAAAUGAAAACCAAAUUACUUCAAGAGAUAUCGCUCAAAGAGUUUAUGCUCGAGCUGAAGAUGUGGAUAAAACACAAUAUGCUUUAAAAAAUUCCGUUGAAUUACUAGAUGCACUUGAAGAAUAUGUCACUGGUUUUGAAUAUCCAUUUGAAAUUAGGAAAGUUUAUUCAGUCGCAGUUCCUGAUUUCGGUUUAGGAGCAAUGGAAAACUGGGGAUUAAUCACUUAUAAAGAACAAUAUUUGAUUGGAGAUGAAAAUUCUCAUCCAAGAGAUGUUUCACAAAUUCUUAAAACAAUUGCACAUGAACUUGGACAUCAAUUCUUUGGCAACGCCGUAACAUGUAAAUGGUGGGAUCAGAUUUGGUUAAAUGAAGGAUUUGCAACUUUUCUGGAAUAUAAAUUGGUUGACUUAGUUUACCCUUCCAUACGAAUGGAUCACUUAUUUGUCGUCGAGAAGCUCCAUAAUGCUAUGAGAGUUGACGCUUACGAAUCGACUCGUCCAAUGUGGUUCAAUGUAGAGACACCAGCUGAAAUUAGUGCUGCAUUCGAUCGCAUUGCUUAUGACAAAUCCGGUUCUGUUAUCAGAAUGUUCGGUAAUACUCUCGGUGAAGAAGUUUUUCAAAAGGCAAUGGGGGUUUACCUGAUUAAUAAUAAUUUUGGAUCGGUUACGUCUGAUGAUUUAUAUGAAGCUUUUGAAAGCGUAAUUGCGGAAAAUGGCCCGAUGGGCUUUUCAUUUACUGAUGCUUUCAAAACUUGGGAAGUUCAAAAAGGUUUCCCAAUUGUUCAUGUUACAGCAGAUGAUUCUUUACGGUCAUUUGUUCUUACACAACAACGAUAUUUAGCAGCAAAUGAAGAGAGAAUUGAGAAUGAUGAGAGAAGUUGGUACAUUCCGUUAAGCUUCACAACCAGCGUCAAUCCUAAUUUCAAUGAUAAAACUUUCACUCAUUACUUUGUCAAUGGACAAUCAUCUUAUUCAAUUCCUUACCCAGAAAUGAUGACAUCAAACGAUUGGUACAUUUUCAACACACAACAAAUGGGUUAUUAUCGAGUGAAUUAUGAUCAACGAAAUUGGCAAGAACUGACAAACGCACUUCAUACAGAUAACUUUGGAAACAUUCAUGUCUUAUCACGAACACAACUUGUUGAUGAUUCAUUAAAUUUUGCUGUUGACGGAUAUUUAGAUUUCUCAACAGCAUUCAGUUUGUUAUCAUAUCUGGAAAAAGAAGUCGAUUAUAUUCCGUGGCAAGCUGCUUCUGUAAGUUUAGACCGAAUUGAUUAUCUUUUACAAGGACAACCAAUUCAAGUACACUUCAGACGAUUUGUCAAACGAUUGAUUAGAAGAAUGUAUGUCACUUAUGGAAUGAAUGAAAGAUCUAGCGAUGGAUUGAUGGAGAAAUUCGCUCGCGAGCUUGCAAUAAAUUGGUCAUGUCGAAUGGGAGAUGUUGACUGUUUAUUAAUGACUGAUCAAUAUGUAAAGCAAGCACUUAAUGGCGAGAUCGUCAUUCCAGAUUCUUUAGAAGUUUCUUUCCUUUGCUAUGGAUUGAUGGGAUUAGACAAACAAAAUGAAUACGUCGAAUGGUGGACAGAAAUGCAAAAUUCUAAUGAUCAAGCAAGACGACUACGAAUCAUCGAUGGAUUAUUAUGUUCAUCAGAUUCACACUCUUUAAUGUCACUUCUUGAAACGACACUUGUGUCAAGCUCUGAGACAAACUAUCGAAUGCAUGAAAGAACGAGAAUUGUCAAUGCUGCAGCUAGUAGAAGUCCAAUUGGUGUUGCAACAAUGCUUGAAUUCUUAACAGAAUAUUUUGAUGAAUACGUUAGCAUGUUUGGAUCGCCAGACUCUCUAAUUUUGUCAAUUUCCCAGCGUAUUGUUACUUUUGAUGAUGAAGAAAAAUUAAUCGCAUUAUUCGAAAUGGUUGGUGAGAAAUUGAAUUCAGAUACGAUCACAACUGCAAUGAAGAACGUCGAUGGAAAUAAAGAAUUUAUUGCUUCAUCUAAAUUUUCCGAUAUUGUAACAUUCGUGAGUGAAUAUAUUCAAGAACUUGAUGAUGCAGAAGAUCAAUUACGACUUCCAUUGACAUCUGAACCAAUUAAUCACAAAUUACAUCUUGACUCGAGAGAACUUGCGUCUGGUUCACGAGCAUUUACUGGAGAACUUGACAUGGACAUAAGAAUAACACAAACGACUGAUAAAAUCAUUUUCCACUCAAAAACGCAUGAGAUUCAUGAAAUAAAACUUUUCAAUACUUUCACAUCGGAAGAGGUUCAAUAUCUUGAGUGGAGUUUACAUCCAGCAACUGACACAUUGACGAUUUAUUUCUUCGAAAAUUUAGUCGUAAACCUUCAAUUGACAGUACAUAUCAAAUACUCCGCGAUAAUGCCAACUUCAACUGGUUAUUAUAUGACAUCUUAUACAUUAGACGGAAGAACGAGAUAUGUCGGGGCAACACAAUUCCAGUCAACGAGCGCUCGUUACGCUUUCCCACAUUACGAUGAACCAGGAUUUAAAGCAGUGUUCGAGUUGUCGAUAACUCACGAUCCAAGUCAACAUGCAAUCGCAAAUACAUUCGGAACUUCAGUUGAUAAUGCUGAUGGAACCAUCACAACAACUUUCGAACCAUCACCAAUCAUGUCUUCAUAUCUUCUCGCAUUUGUUGUCUCUGAUCUCGAACACAUUUCGAACGAAGAAACGAAAUUGCCUGAUGAGACAUUGCAUCGAAUUUGGGUUCGUCCUGAUUCGACUUCAAAAGCUUGGCUUGCGUUAGAAGCUUCAAUUGAUGCUUUGAAAGCUUUGGAAGAUUAUGUUGGAUUUAAGUAUGAAUUACCGAAGGUUGAUUCUGCUGGAGUGCCCAACAAAGGUGGUGCAAUGGAGAACUGGGGAAUGGUCAUUUACAGAGAGAAUGCAAUGAUUUAUGAAGAGAAACCGGAAGACAUCCCACACGCACAGAAAUUCAGUGGAAUUGACGUCAUUGGUCAUGAACUUGCACAUCAAUUCUUUGGCAAUACAGUGACAUGCGAAUGGUGGGACUACAUCUGGUUGAAUGAAGGCUUCGCUACCCUUUUCCAAUAUCAGUUGAGUGGAAUUGUUCAUCCCGACUGGAAUAUAAGAGAUUUCUUCAACGUCAGAACACUUCAGAGCGCUUUCAGAACUGGAACUGUUUUAAGAAUGUUCCAAAAUGCUGUUGGUGAAGCAAUCUUCAAAGCAGCUUUGAAACUUUAUCUUGAAACAUAUGAUCACAAACCGGUAAACUCUCAAAAUUUAAUCGACUCGUUCCAAAAUGUGAUGAACAUUCGUGAUUUUGAUGACUUUAACUUUGAAACUGUAUUUAGAACAUGGGAAUUGAAUGGCGGUUAUCCAAUGAUUUCCGUCUCUUUCUCAUCUUCGGGACAAUUCGAAAUCACUCAGCAACGUUACACGACUAACAAACAAGAUAAUCCAGAAAGAAGCAGUUGGUACAUUCCAUUAAACUUCGCCACAGCUUCCGAUCUAGAUUUUGAUGACACAUCUUUCACAAACUACUUCCCAAGCAAUCAAGAUGUCUUCAUGAUUGACGCCCCCGCACAGUUCGACGGUAGUCAGUGGUACGUGUUCAACAAACAACAACUUGGAUAUUAUCGUGUCAUGUAUGACUUCAACAAUUAUCACGCGUUAAUCGCAGCUUUGAAUAGCGCCGAUUUUGAUAAAAUUCAUCGACUUAAUCGCGCUCAGAUUCUCGACGAUGCCAUCAACUUUGCUCAAGGUGGUUAUUUGGACUACAGCGUUGUGUUUGGAAUUAUGGAAUAUUUGAGUCGUGAGACUGAAUACGCUCCAUGGUUUGAUGCUGAUCGAUUCAUCACAACACUCUACACAGUUUUUGGACCAUUUAACGAAGAUCUGAACGCAUUCAUUCGUCAACUCACGUCAAAGUUCUACAACAGAUUUGCUGUUCCAGAUGACGGUAUGAUUCCUUACGAAGAAUUAUAUGAACGAUAUAGUCGUGAAUUGGCUUUGAAACUUGCUUGCAAUGGUAGGAGUGCACACUGUUUAGAAGGCACUUUCAACGUCGUUAAACAUUUAGCUGAUCAUGACAUGAAACUUCCGAGUGGAUUAGAAGUUGUCAUCUUCUGUAAUGGCCUUAGAGGAAGAAACAAACAAACUGAAUGGUCAGAAAUAUGGAAGAAGAUGCAAAGCACUUCAGACACAACAUUCAAAUCACGAGCAAUAACUGCUUUGGGUUGCAGUGACGAUCCGAUUGUUCUUAAAGAUUACUUGGAGUCAACUUUGGGAGCAGGAAACAGCGUCAAUUACACUGCAGCUGAGAGAAGAAAUGUCUUGAGUGCCGUUCUCAACAGCGACUCGGGUCUUCAAGCUGUCAUUGAUUUCUUGACAGAAUUUGGAAGUAGCGUUGUUGGUAACUUCGGUUAUGGCACAUGGGAAGCAAUGAUUACCGUUCUAGCAAGAACAAUAAAGGUGCAAAAUCAUCAAACAAUUUUCAAUAACUACUUGCAAACAGUCACACAACUUGACGAUGCAGCCAGAGGUCGAAUCAACACAAUUGUUGCAACAAACUUUGAACUUCAACAGCAAUCACCAUACGCAGAGUUUGCAGCUCUUCUUUCCAAGAGAAGCGAGAAUCAAUUGAGAUUACCAGAGACAUCGGAACCAACUUACUAUAAAAUUCAUCUUGACGUCAGGAACAUUCAUACAGGCGACCGGAACUUCAGAGGUGAAGUUGAAAUCGACAUUCGUGUUACACAAAUAACUGAUCGCGUCAUGAUUCACUCAAAAACACAAGUCAUUGAAGAAGUUAAAGCUUACAACAAAAACGACAUGAAUGAACUUGAGAUCAUCGAUUUUAAUCUUUACCCAGCAACUGACACAUUGACAGUUUACUUCAUGAAUGCUUUCGUACCAAAUGAUGAAUUGAUUUUAAGAAUUAAAUACACAACAGUGAUGCCAACAUCUGGCACGGGUUUUUAUCAGACAAAUUACAAUUUCAAUGGUGUGAGGUAUGUUGGGUCAACACAAUUCCAACCAACUGGAGCUCGCUACGCUUUUCCCAAUUAUGAUGAGCCAGGAUUUAAAACGCCAUUUGAGUUGACGAUAACUCACGACACAAGUGUUGGUGCAAUCGCAAAUACAUUCGGAACUUCCGUUAAUAAUGUCGAUGGAACCAUCACAACAACUUUCGAGCCAACACCAAUCAUGUCUUCAUAUCUUCUCGCAUUUGUUGUCUCUGACUUUGAAUACAUUUCGAACGAAGCAAUGAAACUGCCUGAAGAGACAUUGCAUCGAAUUUGGGUUCGUCCUAAUGCAAUUACAAGAGCUUGGUAUGCUUUAGAAGCUUCAAUUGAUGCAUUGAAAGCUUUGGAAGAAUAUGUCGGAUUUAAAUAUGAAUUACCGAAAGUUGAUUCAGCUGCAAUUCCUAACAAAAAUAGCGCAAUGGAGAACUGGGGAAUGGUGACAUAUUGGGAAACUGCAAUGAUCUAUCAAGAAAAGUAUGAAGACAUCGCUCACAAUUACAAACUUAGUGGUGUCAACGUCAUUUCUCAUGAACUUGCGCAUCAAUUCUUUGGUGAUACUGUCACAUGUCAAUGGUGGGACCAGAUUUGGUUAAAUGAAGGCUUUGCAACUAUGUUUGCAUAUCACAUCUCUGGAGUUCUUCAUCCUUAUUGGAACAUACGUCACUUCUUCAAUAUCAGAGAAUUGCACAAUGCGUUCAGAUCUGAUGCAAGAACUAUCACAAGGCCCAUGACAAACGACGUUGCGACUUUGUCACAAAUUUCAAACUCAUUUGAUACAAUUGCUUAUGAUAAAUCUGGAAGUAUACUUCGAAUGUUCCAAAAUGCUGUUGGCGAAGAAAUCUUCAAAGCGGCUUUGCAACUUUAUCUGGAAACGAAUGAUCACAAGCCAGUGACGUCUCAACAUUUGGUCGACGCAUUUGCCACAAUUAUGAGUCAACGCGCAUUCACCGAUUUCGAUUUCGAUAGUGUUAUGAGAUCUUGGGAACUUCAAGCUGGUUAUCCGAUGAUUUCCGUCUCUUACUCAUCUUCGAGACAGUUUGAAAUCACUCAGAAAAGAUUUUUCACUAACAUCAAUGAUGCUGUAUCAGACACCAGCAGUUGGCACAUUCCAUUGAACUUCGCCACAGCUUCGGACCCCAACUUUGAUGACACAAAGUUCACAAGUUAUUCUCCUGCUUCUCAAGAUGUCUUCAUGAUUGACGCCCCCGCACAAUUUGACGGCAGUCAGUGGUACGUGUUCAACAAACAACAACUUGGAUAUUAUCGUGUCAUGUACGACUUCAACAACUGGCACAAUCUCAUUGUCGCUUUAAAUAGCGAAGACUUUGAGAAGAUUCACGUUCUCAAUCGAGUGCAGUUAAUUGACGAUGCCGUGAACUUUGCGCAAGGCGGUUAUUUGGACUACAGCGUCUUGUAUGGCUUAUUGGGUUACUUGGAACGCGAGACUGAAUACACUCCGUGGUAUGCUGCAGAAAGAUUCAUCAACACACUUUACACAACUUUUGGUCCAUUGAACGAUGACUUAAAUAUGUUUGUUCGAUAUCUCUCAGAGACACUUUACGAGAAGUUCAAACUUCCAGAAGACAGUCAAAUACCGCAAGAAGAAGUUUAUGAACGCUACAAUCGCGAGAUUGCUUUGAGAAUCGCUUGUAAUGCUGGAAAUGAACUUUGUUUGAGAGACACAUUUGUGUUGAAUCAUCUCUAUGCUGAUCAUGAUCGUCAGAUUCCUAAGGGACUUGAGAAUGUCAUUUUCUGUAAUGGCCUUAGAGGAACAGGAAAACAAGGAGAGUGGACUGGAAUGUGGAACAUCAUGCAAAGCACUUCAGACACAACAUUGAAGGCUCAACUUCUCUCUGCUUUAGGUUGCAGUGACGAUCCGAUCGUUCUUAAAGAUUACUUGGAGUCAACUUUGGGAUCUGGAAACAGCGUCAAUUAUACGUUGACGGAGAGAAGAAAUGUCUUGAGUGCUGUUCUCAAUAGUCAUUCGGGUCUUGAAGCUGUCAUCAACUUUAUGGUCGACUUUGAACUUGAAAUUAUCAGAAACUUUGCUUAUGGAACUUUAGAAACCAUGAUCAAUGUUCCAGCAAGAAUAGUCAAAACACAAGAACAGAGAACAAUGUUCAACAACUUCCUUGCCACUUUGACUCAUCUUGAGGGUGCUGCUUUAGAUCGCGUCAAUGCGAUUAUCACUAACAAUUUCGUUGCACAACAACAGCCUCAAAAUGUUGCAAACAUGGAAACAAUUCGUAAAAUUGUUGUAGCUAAUCAAGGGACAACAACUCCUAUCACAGCAUCGCCAACUUCCACCACUACAUCUGCACCAGUUACUGAUCCAGCAAGUACAGAAACAACACCAUCAGGUACUUCACCAGUACCAGCAGAAACAACCACAGGCAGUGCGUCAGCAAUAAACUUUAAAUUAUUCACGCUGUUUGCAUGUCUUUUCAUCACAUUUACGCUGAAAAUGUAAACAUUUUUAAACAAUUUGUGUCUUGCAAAAAACGAUGAAAUAAACUUAUGUUAAUCUUA
This is a messenger RNA of Clunio marinus, 19280 nucleotides long. Lineage: Eukaryota; Metazoa; Arthropoda; Insecta; Diptera; Chironomidae. The record is from the annotation of a GenBank genome assembly.